AUGGCGAAUCCACCAGAGCCGACAAAUAAUUCUGUGGCGCUUCUAGCGGUGCGACUACCACCCUUCUGGCCGCACAAUCCAUCCCUGUGGUUUGCGCAAGUCGAAGCAAAUUUUUCCUACGCGGGUAUCACGGUCGACGCCACGAAAUUCGCGCUGGUGGUCAGUCAACUAGAUCACCAGUACGCCGCUGAGGUUCAAGACAUCAUAAUUAACCCGCCGGGAACGAACAGCUACGACCGAUUGAAAGAAGAACUAAUUCGGCGCGUGUCCGCUUCGCAAGAAGAACGAAUCCGGCAAUUGCUUACCCAAGAGGACAUCGGCGAUAAGAAACCUUCACAGUAUUUACGUCAUCUGCGGAGUAAAGCAGACGCAGGUACAGUCCCGGACAGCUUACUGCGCACGAUCUGGAGCAGCCGGUUACCACCACCAGUGAAGGCAGUCGUGGUGUCACAGACUGACGCGUCUUUAGAUGCAGUGGCCGAUUUAGCCGGUAAAAUCCAAGAGGCAACGACGCCGUCAAUAGUUAGCUCCGCCACCGCGGCGCGCGCCGACAACUGUCUCGCGCGCGGAUUAUGA
Messenger RNA from Schistocerca serialis cubense, 576 nucleotides. RefSeq lists its product as uncharacterized. The transcript has a single exon. The coding region runs from base 1 to 576 and encodes 191 amino acids. The record is from RefSeq and is a predicted model, not a curated record. NCBI's taxonomy places the organism in Eukaryota, Metazoa, Arthropoda, Insecta, Orthoptera, Acrididae.